Paramuricea clavata is the source of this 1496-nucleotide messenger RNA. The record is from the annotation of a GenBank genome assembly. Lineage: Eukaryota; Metazoa; Cnidaria; Anthozoa; Malacalcyonacea; Plexauridae.
AUGGAAAGUACUUCCAGUGCUGGUAGUGAUGAUUCUCAUCGAGUAUGUGUCAUUCAUUUCGAGGGUAAAGACGGAGAGCUUAGAGAAUUAACAAGUGAAACCGUGAAUAGAAUUUUGGAAAGAAGAAAGGAGUGGUUAAGUCUGCCAUCCUCGUAUAAAGCCUUUACUGAAGUCCCCAAAAAGUCGUUCGAGUUUAUUCAUGAAACUGACGAUUUAAACCCGGAAAAUAUUGCGAAAACAUAUUGCUUUCAUCCUGCCUGUUAUCGAAGUUUUACAGACAAAAGUAAACUUGAUAGAGCCAAAACUACGUUGACUAAUGCUGCCGAUCGCAAGCGAGUGGCCGACGACAAUACUCAGACCAACUGUCCAAGACCAGAAAAAGUGACCCGAACUACUCGACAAUCUUUUCCUACUCGAUCAUCAAAUGUUUUGCCCGAGAUUUGUCUAAUAUGUAAACGGCAUGGGCCGAUCUACAUCACAGACAAGGUAUAUAGAGUUUUGCUUUAUCUUUUUAUGUGUUUUUGUAAUAUUAAUUUAUUUACUCCAAAGUAUUUUAAUGUCUCUAUAAAAACAUAGUACAGUAUGGUUAUCAGGCACGGCCACAGGAUUUGAGGGGCUGACCUGAACUUGCCCUAACCCCUAAUUUUUUUUCAGACACCAUAUACUUUUUGUAUAUAGAUCUGAUACUGGGGGGUUGUAUCGAGUUUCUGUUAUUUUCUCAUAUCCCCGCCAACAAAAUUCUGAUCAGAAACAAAUACUCAUAUUUGCAGGCAACGAAAAAACGUGUUAAACACGAGUUAUCAUUGGCUCAAACCGUGACGGCCGGAAGAUUAGAGAAGGCGGCAUUGUUAAGGAACGAUGAAAGCAUUCUCAUUCAUAUCCGUGGGAGAGACUAUGUUGCUAUUGAAGGCAGGUACCACAAACGAUGUUACCAGACGUACACGACAUGCCUUUUAAGAGAAAGGAAGAUCAUUGGUCCAACCUUGUAUGACAAAGCAUUUGAUAAGUUUUGUUUAGAAAUAAUCGAGAAGAGAAUCAUCAAGAAUAAAGAAGUUCUAUUACUUGGCAAUUUGUUAAAGAGAUUUACCUCCUGUGUACAAGAAAUUGAAAUGGUUGAUGUACCCUACAAAGCUUCUAGGCUUAGGAAGAGAAUUCAAACGCGUUAUCCAUACCUAGUUUUCCAUCGCUCGAAAACUAUGAAUAAAGGAACUCUGGUCUACGAUGAUAGCCUGACGGCAGGUGAUGUAGCGGAUGACAUGACGACAAUACAGAGUGAUUCUGAUACCGAAGAAGAUGAAGGAGAUGAUUACGAUAAUGACGGUGAAAACGACCACAGCAAACUCGGUGAAGAUGGUGAACACGAUGAUAAAGGAACGACACCUCCAAUGCCAAACUGUUCACUACAGAUAUUGUUGACUGUCGCCAUGGAAAUUAGAAAGCUUCUGAAUGAAUGUAAAGGAGUAGAUUCUGAUUGGCCGCCGACUCUCAUGACCUGA